Molecule: messenger RNA, 684 nt
Organism: Kluyveromyces marxianus DMKU3-1042
Lineage: Eukaryota; Fungi; Ascomycota; Saccharomycetes; Saccharomycetales; Saccharomycetaceae
Gene: RHO3
Product: Rho family GTPase RHO3
Exons: 1
Coding region: 1-684 (227 amino acids)
Biological process (GO): small GTPase-mediated signal transduction
Molecular function (GO): GTPase activity; GTP binding
Source: RefSeq, a predicted model, not a curated record
AUGCCUCUUUGUGGAAGUUCUUCUAGUAGGCAGCCGAUUGAGCGUAAAAUAGUUAUAUUAGGGGAUGGUGCAUGUGGUAAGACGUCUCUUUUGAAUGUUUUCACUAGAGGGUACUUUCCGAAAGUGUAUGAGCCUACGAUUUUUGAGAACUAUAUUCAUGAUAUAUUCGUGGACAACCAGCAUAUCUCGUUGAGUUUGUGGGACACGGCGGGUCAGGAAGAAUUUGAUAGGUUACGAUCGUUGUCGUACAGUGACACGCAUACUAUAAUGUUGUGUUUUUCUGUAGAUUCGCGGGACUCGUUGGAGAACGUGAAGAACAAGUGGGUUGGUGAGAUUGCGGAUCAUUGUGAGGGUGUGAAGCUUGUGCUAGUGGCGUUGAAGUGUGACUUGCGUAAUUUGGAGGAAUUCGGGAACGAGUCCACUGCGAUUACGCCGGGAAACAUCCACAACAAGAAUGCUGCUGCUGGCCAACAAGCGAAGGACAAUGGUUUGAUCAGCUACGAGGAAGGGUUAGAGAUGGCUAAGCAGAUCGGUGCAUUGCGUUAUUUGGAGUGCAGUGCGAAGAUGAAUAGAGGUGUCAACGAGGCUUUCACAGAAGCUGCUCGUUGUGCGUUGACCGCCACACCUAAAGGUGCUAACGACUCGAUACCUCAGGAUAAAGGAAGUAGCUGUACAAUUAUGUAA